This is a messenger RNA of Theileria annulata, 3633 nucleotides long. RefSeq lists its product as uncharacterized. The record is from RefSeq and is a predicted model, not a curated record. The transcript has 4 exons. NCBI's taxonomy places the organism in Eukaryota, Apicomplexa, Aconoidasida, Piroplasmida, Theileriidae. Bases 1 to 3633 code for a protein of 1210 amino acids.
AUGAAUGUAAACAAAAUGUUCGUUCUACCUUGGCUUAUAAUUACAUUGCUUUUCAAUUCAAACAGUUUGCCAUUUAAUAAGUCCAAUUUAACACACCUGGAUAGUCUGUAUUUUAAACAUAACAAAAGGCAUAAAAGUAUGAUAAAUAAAAUGAGCUAUAUACCAAAUAUCCCUCAAUAUAAAGCAGUAAAUAACUUUAAUCCUAUACACAUCUUCACUUUUAACUCAAUUACACAUGAUUAUAAAUCGCAACAUGGUCAUAAUGAAACAAAAGUAUAUAAUUCAUUUAACCCAGAUGAUACUUCUUCCAAUAAUAGUCUACAUAAAGAUGUUAAAACUAUAAAUUUUGAGAGCAGUCGAUUAAAUAGUAAUUCCGAUGAUAAUUUAAAUAGAGAAAAAAUUUCAAAAGCCGUAAAUAAAAUUUCCAUCCGUUCUAAAAUGGCCAGAAAUUCUCCAAUUCUUGAAUGGAGCUUUAGAGAUAAAGAUAAAAUGGGUGAUAAUGUUUCAGAAUAUGAAAAACUCAUGUCAGAAAUAGAAAAACUUUCAAAAUCCAAAGAAAAAUCAGAUAAAGAUUUGUACUCGUUUAUUCAAAAAAAUUUCAAGGAAUCGAUAUACGACCCAGAACUGAAUCUGACAUCACAUGAAGUUAGAAAAUCACUUAAAACACAAUUCUUUAAUAGAGAUUUGCAAAAUAAAGAGUGGAUAAAAUAUAUGAAAAAAUUGAGAAUGAAACAGACGAAAAAACUUGAAUAUAGCGGGAAAAUACCUAACAUUCGAGACCCAGUUGAAGUCAACUUGGAAACUAAAGCGAAAGAAGAUUCAUGUGGAUUCAAAUAUCCAAUUGAAGGAUCACCAGAAGAGAUAAUAAGUGACCCAAAUGUAUAUAGAUUUUGGGGAAAAACACCUUUAUCCCAAGUACAAACAACUCACACGAUUGGACAUUGCACGGGGAAAUUGGAAAAAAAAGAUUUGAAACGAGAGGAUAUAAUUACAUCAAAGUCACCAAUGCAUGAAAAAAAGUUAAUCAAAUUAUUGAAAUCAAUUAGAGAAACUAAUUUUAAGUCUAAAAUGGAUGAUAUAAUAAUGAAGAUAAGUCCUGAUGCUAAGUCCAAGAAAAAAUCUAAAUUACCUUCAUUAAAUCAGAAUGAUCAAAAAGAAACAGUAUCUCAUCAUGAUUACAGAUAUAAGAACAUUGAAUUUGGAAAUUAUUACGAGGAAUUCAAAAAUGACUUUUUAAGUGCAGAUAAAUAUAACCAGGAACGAAUUUUGAACCUUUUAAGUCCAUAUAACCCAUGGGAAGAAUAUAUCAAGCUGAGGAACCUUAGGUCGACUCUACCUCCAAUUGGAAUCAAUUAUAAAGUUAACCUGAAAAACAUAAAAGUGUCAUUCAAAACCAAUGAAUCAUUGUCAGAAAAUACAAUAAACGAGUUUUUAAAAGAAUAUUUACACUAUUUCUUAAUACUGAAGACAGAUGAAGUUCUUUUCGAGGAAUUCAAAAAUGCCAAGUUCUUGCACGAUAUACUCAAGUAUUUCGAUAUAUCUUACCCAAUAAAGGUUAAAGAAAUCAAGGAACUUCCAGAUUUGGAGGAUCAUUUUUUCAAAAUUUACUUUCCAGACCUGUGCCCAGAUGGAUUCCCCAAACCUCCUCCUGAACCAGAAUUUCAACUUACAAUGGGAAACCAAGAAGAUUUGAUGGCUCUUAAUGAUAAAUUAACGGGGAAAACAAAUAGUUAUCAUAGAGUAAACAUGGUGUGUUGUUUAAUGGCACUGGCUAAAUGUUAUCCAUUGGUCCGCCGAUAUACUAGCGAUAUAUUUACAGACCAAAGAAUUAAAACCAUUCUGGACACUUUGGAAAAAGGUUUAACACUGGAAAUGCAAAGACUGGAAUAUGGAAUAUCUGAUAUUGAGGUAAAUAAUAUGGAAAAAAAGACAUUAUGUGAGAUAGAUGGCACAUAUUUGUCAGCACUAACAGACGUCUUAGUCCAAUGGAACAUAACAAGCCGUGUGGAAAAUAUUCUGGAUUUGACUCUACUGAUAACACUAAAAAGACUAAAUGAUAUACAGGGAAAGCAUCUAGUAAACAUAGUAAAGAACAUUUCUUACCUAACAACUCUACCGGAAAGUGUAUUUUCAGCAUUUCUGUCUAAAAUAUUUGAUUUCGUACAUGAAAAGCUGAAGUUUAGUUUGGUUAACAAAGUCGAGUGGAUGGAGUUACAAGAUGCACUUAAAUUUUUGUCAUUAAUGAGUAAUUUCAAAAGCUUAGUCACACCACAGUUCAUGAAGACAUUUGUUCAGUUAUACAAGGACUCAAUAGUUGAUUUCGGGAAGGAUUUUAGAAAAUCAUACCAAGCUUUAAAUUUUAAAGAUAAAAAAAUGGAAGAUCCAGAAAUUUUCUCAAUGGAAACGAGAAAGUCACAAAUAUUUCCAUUGGUAAGCUGUUUGCAACAUUCAGGCCUGACAGAGUAUAUGUAUCUGGUUGAUGAAACUACCAAGGUAUUGACGAGUGAAGACUUUGAAUUAAACCCAACAGCAUCAAUUUCAGUACUGGAAACAUUUAGUGAGUCAGAUGAAUUCCAAAGUAGAGUCAUAGCCAGAACUAAAAAUAGUUUGAUGAGGAACAAGUAUAAUAUGGGACCUGAUAGAAUAUUGAAAGUGUUGAAAGCAUUUACUGAAGGAGUCAAGAGUGAAAGAUUGAUACCUGAUUCCCUGUUCUUUUGCACCAUGAUAAAGUAUUUCUGCCUAUUGAAAAAUCCAGACUCUGAAUAUCUAAUUGAUGCAUGCAUAGUGACUGAUGAGUUUUCACCUUACCUAAGUCGUAUUCAGCUCCAUAGGAUUUUUGAUGAUCUGACUAAAACACCUUUAUAUUUCAAUUUCUUAACAAGACUGGGUCUUCAGGGAGAAUUCCUGGAAUAUCCAAUAGCUACAGUGGCAAAAGUGUUAUAUUACUCAUCAAAAAAUAAAGUCAUAGUCCAAAAGAAUUGGGAAACCUUUUACAGGAUGAUAACCAUUUUUAAGCAUAUUUUGUCAAUGAAAGAUAUUAUGUUAAUAUUGGACGCCUUAAUAAUUACACAUUUUACAAAGGCCGACGAGCUUCUUGAAAUUUUGUGUAAAAGGGUAUGUAAUCUUAUAGAAGUGACUGAUGUCGAACCAAAGCGAGUUUUUGAGGUAAUGAAGAAAUGCAUGGAACUGGAUUACCCUCCAGUGACGUUGUUGAGAUUUUACGCAUACUGGAAUAUGUACCACGUCCAAGGAGCAGAUCACGUGGAAAUUUUGUUGGAUGGGCCAAAACAAUAUGACGUGGAUUUCAGGGGCUGGAAGAGACCAGCUUCACUUGAGAAGAAUAGAGAGUGUAUAAACCUUCAUCAUAACAUGUAUUAUGAAGUGAAGAUGGACGGCUCAAGAGCACAUGUUCCUCACAGCCUUAGGUACUCAAUGCAAAGGCCUCUCAAAAAGCCAAGAAAAUUCGAAAAUAUUGAGAAAAAACAAGUGGACAAGGAUAUUUUGAAAACACUCAUGAGCAUGACCAGAAGAGUUGAGGAAAUGGAACAUAAAUUCUCAGAAACUGAUCAAAGGUUAAUAGAUACUAUGGAAAGAGUAACAAGUGGUAAAAAUGUAUUAAACCUUAAUUUUUAA